AUGGAACGAGCUCGCCAGACCCCGCACAAGCCCUUCCUCCUGUUCCGAGACGAGACGCUCACCUACGCCCAGGUGGACCGGCGCAGCAACCAAGUGGCACGGGUGCUGCACGACCAACUAGGCCUGCGACAGGGGGACUGCGUGGCCCUCUUCAUGAGCAAUGAGCCGGCCUACGUGUGGAUCUGGCUGGGGCUGCUCAAACUUGGCUGUCCCAUGGCGUGCCUCAACUACAACAUCCGUUCCAAGUCUCUGCUGCACUGCUUCCAGUGCUGCGGGGCGAAGGUGCUGCUGGCCUCCCCAGAGCUACAAGAAGCUGUUGAGGAGGUCCUGCCAACCCUGAAAAAGGAUGGCGUGUCUGUCUUUUACACAAGCAGAACUUCUAACACAAAUGGCGUGGACACACUACUGGACAAGGUGGAUGGAGUGUCAGCAGAACCUACUCCGGAGUCAUGGAGGUCUGAAGUCACUUUUAGCACACCUGCAGUGUACAUUUAUACUUCGGGUACCACAGGUCUCCCAAAAGCUGCAACCAUCAAUCACCAGCGCCUGUGGUAUGGAACUGGCCUUUCCCUGGCGAGUGGGAUUAAGGCCCAUGAUGUAAUCUAUACCACUAUGCCUCUGUACCACAGUGCAGCACUUAUGAUUGGCCUCCACGGAUGCAUCGUGGCUGGGGCUACUCUUGCUCUUCGGAGCAAGUUUUCAGCCAGCCAGUUUUGGGACGACUGCAGGAAAUACAAUGCCACUGCCAUCCAGUACAUCGGUGAGCUGCUUCGGUACCUGUGCAACACGCCCCAGAAACCAAAUGACCGUGACCACAAAGUGAAAAUAGCCCUGGGAAAUGGCUUACGGGGAGAUGUGUGGAGAGAGUUCAUCAAGCGAUUUGGGGACAUCCACAUUUAUGAGUUCUACGCUUCCACUGAAGGCAAUAUUGGAUUCCUGAAUUAUCCAAGAAAAAUUGGUGCUGUUGGAAGAGCCAACUACCUACAAAGAAAAGUUGUAACAUAUGAGCUGAUUAAAUAUGAUGUGGAGAAAGACGAACCCGUCCGUGACGCAAAUGGAUAUUGCAUCAAAGUCCCUAAAGGUGAGGUCGGGCUCUUGAUUUGCAAAAUCACACAGCUUACACCGUUCAAUGGCUAUGCUGGAGGGAAAUCUCAGACAGAGAAGAAAAAACUCCGGGAUGUCUUUAAGAAAGGAGACCUCUAUUUCAACAGUGGAGACCUCCUAAUGAUCGACCGGGAAAAUUUCGUCUAUUUUCAUGACAGAGUUGGAGAUACAUUCCGGUGGAAAGGAGAGAACGUAGCUACCACUGAAGUCGCUGACAUAGUAGGACUGGUUGAUUUUGUUGAGGAAGUGAACGUCUAUGGAGUGCCCGUGCCAGGUCAUGAGGGUCGAAUUGGGAUGGCCUCAAUCAAGAUGAAAGAAAACUCUGAGUUCAACGGAAAGAAGCUCUUUCAGCACAUCUCGGAGUACCUGCCGAACUACGCGAGGCCUCGGUUCCUGCGAAUACAGGAUACCAUUGAGAUCACUGGAACUUUUAAACACCGCAAAGUGACCCUGAUGGAAGAGGGCUUUAAUCCCACAGUCAUCAAAGAUGCCUUGUAUUUCAUGGACGAAACAGCAAAAACAUAUGUACCCAUGACUGAGGACAUUUAUAACGCCAUAAGCAAUAAAUCUCUAAAGCUCUGA
Molecule: messenger RNA, 1686 nt
Organism: Cricetulus griseus (Chinese hamster)
Lineage: Eukaryota; Metazoa; Chordata; Mammalia; Rodentia; Cricetidae
Source: RefSeq, a predicted model, not a curated record